Messenger RNA from Budorcas taxicolor (takin), 1210 nucleotides. It is a transcript of the gene ATP5PB, whose product is annotated as ATP synthase peripheral stalk-membrane subunit b. The transcript is spliced from 7 exons. Gene Ontology annotation, biological process: proton motive force-driven ATP synthesis. NCBI's taxonomy places the organism in Eukaryota, Metazoa, Chordata, Mammalia, Artiodactyla, Bovidae. Bases 95 to 865 code for a protein of 256 amino acids. The record is from RefSeq and is a predicted model, not a curated record. Gene Ontology annotation, molecular function: proton transmembrane transporter activity.
AGACUUGUGAGCGUCCAUCUUGCUUCUGUCCCUGACAGUUUCUUCUGUCGGGGUCACUGGGGCGGGAAGCUUGCUGUGCGAACGCUACCUGACAAUGCUGUCCCGGGUGGUACUUUCUGCCGCCGCCGCAGCAGCCCCGUCUCUGAAGAACGCAGCCUUCCUCGGUCCAGGGGUAUUGCAGGCAACGAGGAUCUUUCACACAGGGCAGCCAAGUCUUGCCCCUGUACCACCUCUCCCUGAACAUGGAGGGAAAGUUCGUUUUGGGCUGAUCCCUGAGGAAUUCUUCCAGUUCCUUUAUCCUAAAACUGGUGUAACAGGACCCUAUGUGCUUGGAACUGGGCUUAUCUUAUAUUUACUCUCCAAAGAAAUAUACGUGAUAACUCCAGAGACCUUCUCUGCCAUAUCAACAAUAGGGUUCCUUGUCUAUGUAGUUAAAAAAUAUGGUGCUUCUGUUGGGGAAUUUGCUGAUAAACUCAAUGAGCAAAAAAUUGCCCAACUGGAAGAGGUGAAACAGGCGUCCAUCAAACAAAUCCAGGAUGCUAUUGAUAUGGAGAAGUCACAGCAGGCACUGGUUCAAAAGCGCCAUUACCUUUUUGAUGUUCAAAGGAAUAACAUUGCUAUGGCCUUGGAGGUUACUUACCGGGAACGGCUGCAUAGAGUAUACAGGGAGGUAAAGAAUCGCCUGGACUAUCACAUCUCUGUGCAGAAUAUGAUGCGUCAGAAGGAACAAGAGCACAUGAUAAACUGGGUGGAGAAGCAUGUGGUGCAGACCAUCUCUGCACAGCAGGAGAAGGAAACAAUCGCCAAGUGCAUCGCAGAUCUAAAGCUGCUCGCAAAGAAGGCGCAAGCUCAGCCAGUUAUGUAGACACAUCCGUCCCUAUUGAGACAGCUAGAAACAGUUGACUGACUAAAUGGAAACCAGUCAGUGUGAUAAAAUCUUUCUGUAUUGGUAUCUACUGAGGUUACAGUUUACCUUUCCUAUAAAUGAAAAGUUUUGAGUCUGAUACAGUGAGAGAAUUGAAACAAUCUAUUGGCCAGUAAGAUCUUUCUCUAAUUCAUCUUGCUGUACGUUUUGAGUUGUCUUGUGAUCACUUUUAAAUAAGCAGUUUCUUUGAAUAAAAUUUGGUACCUGGCUAAAAAUUACCAAAGUUAUAGUUUAAAUUUGUAAUUAAUUCAGCCAUCUUAACAAUAAAGUGACAGUUGAAACAAA